This is a messenger RNA of Gaeumannomyces tritici R3-111a-1, 237 nucleotides long. RefSeq lists its product as hypothetical. Bases 1 to 237 code for a protein of 78 amino acids. NCBI's taxonomy places the organism in Eukaryota, Fungi, Ascomycota, Sordariomycetes, Magnaporthales, Magnaporthaceae. The transcript has 3 exons. The record is from RefSeq and is a predicted model, not a curated record.
AUGCGCGCCCACGAGCGGCGCCCUUCGCUCCUCUGCGACGGCUAUACUGUGCCAAUGGCCCCAGCUGUCGUCAGCAAACGAGCGCCGCCCAUUGGCUGCCUGUCUCAUGGAAACGACGCCAAGAAGAUCGCCUGCCGCGCCCCUUUGGGUGGGCGGCUGAGCACCAAAAUAGGGAGGGCCCCACCGCCCGCGGACAAGGGCCAACCACGGGCGGGAGAGCUGGGGGUGCUGGGGUGA